Messenger RNA from Dictyostelium discoideum AX4, 1917 nucleotides. RefSeq names its product ABC transporter G family protein (gene abcG12). Gene Ontology annotation, biological process: aggregation involved in sorocarp development; sorocarp morphogenesis. Gene Ontology annotation, cellular component: membrane. The record is from RefSeq and is a predicted model, not a curated record. Gene Ontology annotation, molecular function: ATP binding; ATP hydrolysis activity; ABC-type transporter activity. The coding region runs from base 1 to 1917 and encodes 638 amino acids. The transcript has 5 exons. Lineage: Eukaryota; Evosea; Eumycetozoa; Dictyosteliales; Dictyosteliaceae.
AUGGAAUUACAAACUAUUCCAAAUAAUAUUAGCCUUGCUAAUGGAGAUAGUAAAGGUGUUCAACUAACAUUUAAAAAUAUUGUUUAUAAGGUUGAUAAUAAAAAGUAUAAAAAAUUAGUUAAAAAACAAGAAAAAGCUAAAAAAAAGAAUGACACUGAAAGUUCCACUGGUGAUAUGAAUACUGGUGUAUCAACAACAAUCGAAAAAGAAUUAACAAUUUUAAAUAAUGUUAGUGGUGUUAUUGAAAAAGGUGAAUUAGUUGCAUUGAUGGGACCAUCAGGUUCAGGUAAAUCAACUUUAUUGGAUAUUUUAGCACAACGUAAAUCAACUGGUAAAAUAACUGGUCAAUUAUUAGUUAAUGGUAAAGAAAUUGGUGAAGCUUACAAAAAGUAUUGUAGUUAUGUUACACAAGAAGAUGUUUUAUUACAAACUUCAACUGUAUUUGAAACAUUAAAAUUUUAUGCUGAUUUAAAACUUCCAGGUGUUUCUGAAAUUGAAAAAAUUAAAAGAGUUGAACAAAUUAUUGAAGAUAUUGGUUUAACAAAGAGAACUCAUUCAAAGAUUGGUGGUGUUUUACCAGGUGGUAUUUUAAUGAAAGGUUUAUCAGGUGGUGAAAAACGUAGAGUUAGUAUUGGUUGUGGUUUAGUUACAAAUCCAAGUUUAAUAUUUUUAGAUGAACCAACAAGUGGUUUAGAUUCAGUUGCAGCAUUACAAAUUAUGAAAACAUUAUUAAAUUUAACAUUAAAAGGUGUUACAGUAAUUUGUAGUAUCCAUCAACCACGUCCUGAAAUUUUUGCAUUAUUUAAUAAAGUAAUGGUAAUUAUUAAAGGUAAAAUGAUUUAUAGUGGUAGUAAUAUUUUGGAAUAUUUUGAAUCAUUAGGUUAUCCAUGUCCAAAUAAUACAAAUCCAGCAGAUUUUUGUUUAGAUUCAGCAGUUGAAAUUGGUGAAGGUGAACGUUAUACUGAAAUUUGUAAUCAAUGGCAAAAGAUUUGGGAGAAUGAAUUAUUGAAUGAGAUUGAAUAUCCACCAGUGAAUGUAGAGAAACCAAAAACUGCAUCAUGGGGAUACCAAUAUUGGAUUCUAUUAGGUAGAACAUGGAAAGAUUUCCUACGUAACCAAGGUAAUUUCGUAGCAAGAGUUGGUACCGCAGUGGUUACUGGUUUAUUAUUUGGUGUUUGUUUUGCAGGUUUAAAAGAGACUGAAGCUGAUGUUCAAAAGAUUUUAGGUACAAUUUUCUUUUUAAUUACUGGUUUAAAUUUAACACCUUUCGCAGUGAUUUCAUUAUUCCUUUCUGGUAGAACUCUUUUCAACGCCGAGAGAGCUUCUAAAAUUUACCAUUCUUUCCCAUACUAUAUGGCGAUGGUAACUGUGGAAACUUUAAUUGUAUUUUUGGUCGCAUUGAUUAAUGCAGCAAUUUGUUAUUUAUUCGCUCAUUUACGUUGGACUGCUGGUCACUUUUUCUUUGCAAUUAUGGUUUAUUUCUUUGUUCAUUUACUCUCUGAUUUUAUGAUUUCAACAAUUGCUAAUUUAACUGGUACUAGUGAUAUGACUUUUGCUUAUGGAAGUGGGCUUUCUGUAAUUUAUAUGUUAUUUGCAGGUUUUUACGUGCCAACAAAUGAAUUACCAAAAUCAUUUGGUUGGUUACAUUGGGUUAAUCCACUUUUUUAUUCAUUUGUUUCUCUUGUUGUAAAUCAAUUUGAAGAUUUACCUUUAGAAUGUACAAGACCAAAUAUCCCGGUUGGAAAUUCUACUAUUCAAAUACCAUGUCAAUUUAGUAAUGGAAAUCAAGUUAUUGAAUAUUAUGGUAUAGAUGAUUGGACAAGAGGUAGUUCAUUUGGUGUUGUUGUUGCAUGGACUGUUUUCUUUUUCUGGACUUCAUACCUUGCAUUACACUUUUUAAACAAAGAAAAGAGAUAA